Molecule: messenger RNA, 11707 nt
Organism: Meriones unguiculatus (Mongolian gerbil)
Lineage: Eukaryota; Metazoa; Chordata; Mammalia; Rodentia; Muridae
Gene: Psd3
Product: pleckstrin and Sec7 domain containing 3
Exons: 17
Coding region: 290-3772 (1160 amino acids)
Biological process (GO): regulation of ARF protein signal transduction
Molecular function (GO): phospholipid binding; guanyl-nucleotide exchange factor activity; protein binding
Source: RefSeq, a predicted model, not a curated record
UCCCAGGACAAGCUCCUUGGCUCCCAGGGACCUCAGCUGUACACAGGGUUCUGCUAACUCUUCUUUGAGCCUGCUGCCUGCGGAAGGCCCUGGAACACAGAGACCAGCUGCUUUCAAUUGCCAUUCCCUAAAGGAGAAGAAGAAAGAAACAAACAGACCCCAGAAUCUGGAAGCAAGGAGGAGUGGUGUUUGCGGAUCCUCACAUAGUAGGCGUUGCCUGGCCCCUGGCUCUAGGAAACUUGGCCACGCACAACAACUGCCAUGCCGGCUCGCUAGCCCAGCUCCUACAAUGAAUGAUGGGAACAGCAGUCCUUCCGUGGGCUGGAAGCACUGGCCAGUCCUUUCUGCCCACGAGGACCUGUGGGGUAUGGACCCACAAGCUAGGAAUGUCAUUGAGCUCUCAGGUCCACAAAGUACCCUGUCCUUUACUGCUGACAGGGGCAAAGGGGCAAUCCAGAGGAGAGGAACUUUUACCCAAGAGGUACUCACGAAGAACUAUGAAGAAGAAAUCGGUACCACAGUACUGGCCACACGGGCACAACUCUUCAGAUAUUUUCCGACCAUCCAGAUCAGCCAGAGUUGCCUGGCACCACCUGCUGCUGUGCCCCUCAAGGCAUUUGUUUGGGUUAACAGUGCAUCAGCACAUUCCCAGAACGUGGCCAAGGCAAAGUACGAAUUUCUGUUCGGGAAGUCAGAAGAGAAAACUCCAGAUACUAGGUCUCACCACAGUCCAGGCGAUGUUUGUACUCACAAAACUCCUGUUUCAAGCAGUGAUCAUGGAGGAAGCACUUUACUCCCACCGACUGUCACAAAUGAAUUUCCAGAAUAUGGGACCAUGGAAGAAGGAGGAGAAGACCUAAGAGCCUCUCUUGAUUUUGAUGCCAAGUCUCUGCCAUGCCACCUCCCAGGGCAGCAAGCAGUCCACCUUCUUGCUGGACAAGACUCUGCACUCAACAGUGUUACAGAAGGACCAAAUGGCGCCCCUCACUGUCACCCUCAGGAACAAAGUUUACAACCCAUUGACUCUUUAAUUUCUGCUCUGAAAGCUACAGAAGCCAGGAUAGCUUCAGGAACAUUUCAGGCUACAAAGGUACUGGAUAAAGAUGAUAAUUUUUCGGUUCAACAGGUGGACAAAGAGCUGAGUACUGCCAGUCAUAAGCCAGAGAGAGCCCAUAGGACGUUUCCUGCCAGCCCAGAACAAUCGCCAGAUAUACCUCUUUCAGUGGAAGUACCAACAGAAGAAAAUUUCUCUUUGCACAUCCAGGAGGAUCUGUCUGCACUCUUACCUGAAGAAGCCCAGACACAACGGUCCCAAAUAACUAAUUACAGGAGGCAAGGGCCUCUCCGUGUUCAGGAGCCAGCAAGUCCUGUGUCAUUGAGUUCAGCAGGGAGCCAUAACCCUGUGGACAGAGUGGGUGUUUUGAAAGCUCAGAGGUCUGACUUUGAGAGAGUGCAUCCUAGGGCAUGUGAUCGGGGUGGCUUCAUGGGGCGCCAAGGCAGGAUCAAACAUGUAGAGUUUCAAGGAGUGGAGACAAAGUGCACAGGAGAGAAGGUGGAGACCCAGCAUCCUGUAGGCUUUGAGACAUCACCAGAAAGGACAGCCUCUUAUGUGAGCAAAGAGUUUGCCAAAGGGACAAGCCGUUAUCGAUCAGCUGCUGGUGUGUGCAGUAAUUCCGUUCAUUUAACUGGGAGUGUUUGGGAUGAAACCUGGAAAGCUCCUUCAGCAAGGCCUGGCACAAGCUUAGGGACCUUGUUCCCUACACCUCUUGGUGGGAGUGGAGAGGAUGAAGUCUUCCUGAGAGAAAGCAAAGAACACCUAGAGGGGAGCCUUGAUACUCAGGCAGAUAAAGAAAGGUUUCUCGAACAAGAGGAGCACCUCAGGGGAGGAGAUGAUGAUAUUCUUGAGCCUGGAUACACAGAGGACUCCACUGAUGUGUACAGCAGCCAAUUUGAAACCAUUUUGGACAACACUUCCUUAUACUACAGUGCAGAGUCAUUAGAAACGCUGUACUCAGAACCUGAUAGCUAUUUUAGCUUUGAAAUGCCGCUAACUCCGAUGAUACAGCAGCGCAUUAAAGAAAGCGGCCAGUUCUUGGAGAGGACCUCUCUGGAAGGACAUCAGGAUGUCCUGAGUGUGUCAGCAGAUGGCGGGAUAGUGAUGGGCUAUUCUGCGGGGAUCACCAAUGGACUGCAUGAUUCUGCCAACUCUGUCUACACUAAAGACCCUCAAGAGAUUGCCUUCUGGGGAAGUGCUGGCCAUAGCCAUGCUGAGGUGAAAACAACACGACUAGAUGCUCAUUGUGACAUGGGGAGCACUGAAAUUUUGGAAAAGGAGGCCACGGAGAGUCUCCGCAAUGGCACUAACAGCAACGUGGAAGCGGCUAAGCGACUGGCCAAACGCUUGUAUCAUCUAGACAGAUUCAAGAGAUCGGACGUUGCAAAGCAUCUAGGCAAAAACAAUGAAUUUAGCAAACUAGUUGCAGAAGAGUAUCUGAAGUUUUUUGAUUUCACAGGGAUGACGCUGGAUCAGUCUCUCAGGUAUUUUUUUAAAGCAUUUUCUCUUGUGGGAGAAACCCAGGAGCGUGAAAGAGUAUUAAUACAUUUCUCCAAUAGAUAUUUUUAUUGUAAUCCAGACACUAUCACCUCACAAGAUGGAGUUCAUUGCCUCACCUGUGCUAUGAUGCUGCUCAACACAGAUCUGCAUGGCCAUAAUAUUGGAAAGAAGAUGACCUGCCAAGAGUUUAUUACAAAUCUCCAAGGAGUAAAUGAAGGUGUGGAUUUCUCCAAGGAUCUUCUGAAAGCUCUGUACAACUCGAUCAAGAAUGAGAAGCUUGAAUGGGCAGUAGAUGAUGAAGAGAAAAAAAAAUCUCCCUCAGAAGGUACUGAUGAGAAGGCCAAUGGAACACACCCAAAGACCAUCAGUCGUAUUGGGAGUACAACUAACCCAUUUUUGGACAUUCCUCAUGACCCAAAUGCUGCUGUAUACAAAAGUGGGUUUUUGGCCCGCAAAAUCCACGCAGAUAUGGAUGGAAAGAAGACUCCAAGAGGAAAGCGAGGAUGGAAAACCUUCUAUGCUGUCUUGAAGGGAACAGUUCUUUACUUACAAAAGGAUGAAUAUAAGCCAGAGAAGGCUUUGUCUGAAGAGGACUUGAAAAAUGCAGUGAGUGUACACCAUGCUCUAGCAUCCAAGGCCACCGACUACGAGAAGAAGCCCAAUGUGUUUAAACUCAAGACUGCAGACUGGAGGGUCUUGCUUUUCCAAACCCAGAGUCCUGAGGAAAUGCAAGGGUGGAUAAGCAAAAUUAACUGUGUUGCAGCUGUGUUUUCUGCACCACCGUUCCCAGCAGCCAUUGGCUCUCAGAAGAAGUUUAGCCGCCCACUUCUGCCAGCCACCACAACAAAAUUAUCCCAGGAGGAACAGCUGAAAUCCCAUGAAAGCAAGCUGAAGCAGAUCACUACCGAGCUGGCUGAGCACCGCUCAUAUCCCCCAGACAAGAAGGUCAAAGCCAAGGAUAUCGAUGAAUACAAGCUCAAAGAUCACUAUCUGGAGUUUGAGAAAACCCGUUAUGAAAUUUAUGUCAGCAUUCUGAAAGAAGGAGGCAAGGAGCUCCUGAGCACCGAGGGAAACGAGGCAACGGGACUAAAGAAGUCACACUCGAGUCCCUCCCUGAACCCAGACACAUCUCCCGUCACUGCCAAGGUCAAGCGCAACGUGUCAGAGAGAAAGGACCACCGACCUGAAACACCGGGCAUUAAGCAAAAAGUCACUUAGAAUCUGACUGUGGCCAGGAAGUACUGGUCAUGGAGCAAAAUAGGGUUUUUCAAGAUCUUUCUGGUAAUCGGUGAAUAUAUUUAAAAAAUAGUCUGUGACUAAAAUGGUGCAUUAGUAACUUUUUACAUUGUAUAUUUUUGUUAGUUUCUGUACAGGUGUCUUUACUCUUGAGUUCCUUGCUUUGAUGAUUUGGGCAACUCUAUAACUAAUGCACCUUUUGUGAGGAGCAGAGGAGGACAGAUCCUUUCUCCUUCAGCUUUCUCUUAUUUGCACUUCUGCACAGUUAUUUUAUGUUUUCCGAUCAACUGUUGUACUUUCUUUUUUUUUUAGGUUUAAGUUUUUAAUCCAUUGUGAAACACAUAACUGGACAAGCAUUGUGCUGUAGUAGAUCCUAGACUUUACAUGUGACAUUCUGCCCAGUCACGGAGGUGACAUUGAAGGCUCGUAAAUACUCAAGUAAGAACGGCAGUGCUGGGAGUCAAGGUGUCCUGGAGUGGUGCUCUUCUGCAUUCAUCCUGGCACCUGCUGUUGGUGCAGGACACAGAGAAAAGGGAGCACGAAGAUGACAGGACUGGAGACCUUAGGGAGGCACAGGAGUUUGCCUCAGGCCUGGGCUCCAUUCCAGCCAUGCUAGGGAAAACAGAUGUGGAGUCGUCAUGCCUGAAGGGAGGCUGAGGAUGGAUUGAUACCGGGCUACUUUUGUUUUCUAAAGGCUGGUGACAGUAAUCAGCUCUUCAGGAGCUGCAGCAGUCAUGUGUAUGGUCUUCUAGAGGAAUGUUAUCUCACUCCCAUUGGGUCUAGACUAGGAAUCAGAAUCAUCUCUGUCAUUGAUAGCCUUCCUUCCAGGAAUAGAUUCAUUUUUAUAUGGAUGUGCAAACAUAGAACAUGUCCUGGUUGAAAGAAAGCAAUGUUGAAAAUGGAUCCCUCCCCACCCCCACUUUUUCUUUCCUAUAUCAAGACAAAUAAAGGAGCAAACACAACUUCAGUUCUUCAACAAGGGUCAGUGACCCUUCAGACUGAAUCUGAAGUCAGUCUGAUCAUAGUGACUGAAGAUGGAGGAAUCUGAUGAGUUGUAUGCAGUUUCUUAGCUUAUUCUCAUUUCCAUCUCUGUGGCCAUCUUACUAUGUCACUGUUACGAUUGCUCCUGAAAUUAUUUGCAUGUUUUACCUUAUUUUUCCAUGUAUCCAAAAUGGUUUCACCUUACAGUCAAAACAGUCCCUUUAAAAUUUAAGGUAAUAUGUAGAAUAUUGUCUGUAGAGGAAGAGAAAUGACUCAAACUCUCUGGUUUCCAACCUUGAGACUGUAUUCUCUACAAUUACUGUCUUCCCAACAGCAUAUCUUCAAAACUAACAGGGUAACAUUUGACUAGUCCUUAUCCUCCUUAAACAUGUUCUCUGUUUCUGCUUGGUUAGUUGGAGGUACUAUGACCAGAGAAUCAGCUGCUCUUGCAUGAAUAGCAUGAUUCCAGUAAGUUAGAGAAAGCCUGUUCAAAAAUUCUGGUAGUUCAUAGAGACAUAUCAUUAGGAUAUGCUAACAUUUAGUUACAGGAUUAUGUAUUAGCCUGUACCUUUCACCUCUUUACAUGCCCAUCUUGCUUGUGUCCAGAAACAGUAACUCCUCUUCAAGACUGUAGCUGCUUGCUUCGUGGUAUUUUGCCACACUAUUGAAAAAGUUCCUUAAACGUCUAUUGAAAAAGUUCCUUAAACUUCUAUCUCGUUUAGGUAAAGGCAAUGACUUAAUUUAUAUUUCAGAACCAUGAUGCAAAUAUGGUAGUUAACAUUGUGGUUCCAUAUAUCUGAUCUAUUUCAUAGCUUCUUACUGAACCCAAUAUUUCCAGAGCAACUUGCCUUUCUUCUAGAAGGUGAAGUAUCACUGUCUGCUUUUUGCCUGUGUAUAUGUAAUCCCUGACGGGAAAGGUACCAAGACUUUUGAGUCUUGAGCAUCAUCUUUGAGCAUCAGUAGCUGAAGAACACUUAAUAUGUUGAAAUGUGUUUGUCUACAGUGUCUGUCUAUAUGUAUAGGAUGUUUGUGUGUACUUACCUAGAGUAUCUAAUAUACAUUGAAUGGUACCUUACUGCAGAGUUUCUGAGGUGGACAAUAGUCUGGGAAUAGGCUUAGCAUCAGCUCAGCCACUGUUCCUAUUGUAGGACUCACUAGUGUUGGCUCCAGGACUUCUGGGCAUACUUAUAGAUAAUCAGAUGAAGAAGGCACUUUUGAAGUGUGGACUAUGUCUGCAUCAUUAUCUAGAAAAAUAGCUGUAGCAUUCUUUUGUGAGUCAGAAUCCCAGCCUGCCCUAGUGUGAUGCUGUCCCCCUGUGGGGGACAGGCUAAAAAUGUGUCUUCCCUGAGGCCUCUGGAAGGAUGCUGCACUCUUUCAUCUAAUGGGACUCUGAGAGUCUGGUCCAUAGCUAACUCCCACAUCCCCCACAGUAUUGAGUCAUAAGAAAUGGAAGGUGGUCCUUUGUGCAGCUACUCUAAGCCUGUUGCCCAGUGCAUGGUGCAGGGAGCUCUCCCCCUCCUCUUCCUUCUCCUCCUUGUCCUUUUCCCUCCUCCCUCCUCUUCCUCUUCCUUUUCAUGGUACUUCAUCCUAUCCCACCUAUACCUGCUUUUACCCUACCUCAGUGCCCUGGAGCCUUAGAGUUCCUCUCUAUAUGAUAAAGCAUUAUCUACUUCACAUUAAUACCCUAAAUUAUGAUUUUUACUAUUGAAAAUAUCAGCAAGUCAUCAAAAGACUUUGAUGAUAGUCUUGUUGCAAAACUGACCAUAGAAGUACCCCUUGUAUAAAAUCUGUUUGUAGUUUAGGGUUCACCCCUACCUCACAUGCUGGCUGCUAAAAAAUGUUUACCAGUAAACUAAUUUAAACACUAAAAUCUAGUUACUUCCACUCAGAAUUCUUAUUCAGAUUUCUUAUCCCUGGCAUUUCUGAGAUGUACUUUCAAAAUAUAUUUAUCAUUUAUCUAACUCUUAGCAAUGUCUAAUUAAGCCAACUAUUACUUAUAUACAUUUAAAUUACUCCUAGUGAAAGCAGCAUGUGGGGAGUCCUCUGGUAGAAAUAGUCUGCAGGUUAUAUGUAGUGUUUAAAAAUUGCUCUUAGCUAACUAAGAUGGAGUCAUUUUCCCAUGCAGUGAUCUUGUGAUGUGUAUAAGGCAGUCUGUGCUCCUCCAUUCAUUUCCUUCAUCCUGAAGAUGAGGACUGUGUUCCAGGCAAAUGUAAUGUGAAGGAAUUGGUUCUGGAAGAGGAACACCAGGCCGGUUUUUCAAGGUCCAGCUAGGUUUGUGUUAUAAUCUAAUUGGAAAAUUGAGCACAGGAAGUUACACUGGUUUUCCCUUGCCUUCUUCCCCUUUAUCAUAUAAAGAGCAGGGCUGAAGGGUCAUGCUCUGAAAUAAGGGAGGACUAUCCUGAGAUAUGCAUCAUCUGACUUUUUGAUUAGAAAUCAGUUUUCCAUUGUCUUCCUAUAUGAUUAAUUCAUUGCCAUUUAUUUCUAGUAGUCAUCAGUUAAGCCUCACUUGACAUGAAGUUUCUUAGUUUUGAACAUCUACAUUUUUGUGGUUUAGUUUUUAUGGAUACAAGAUUUUAUCAGGUCAGCAGCCACCUUCCUGGUUUUAGUAGAGUAUGACACCUUUGUAGUUCAGAUGACAGCGUGUUUUCACUUGUAAAGCUCGCAUUAGAGCUGAAGCAUAAGCAUAGCAUCAGUUAAACAUAGACUCUAGUUCAAGAAUAAUAAUUCAAUUUGGGGUCGAAGGCAUAUCUGCUUGUCUGAGAACAUCUGUGUCACUCAGACAGAAGCAGAAGAGAAACUUUGCAGGCAGAAGACAUACAUUGCUUCCGGGUCUCUCACCCUUGUUCACCCAGGACAAGCUGCUGGUAAACCCUGAGAUUAGCAGGGCUCCUUACCCACUUUCGACAUAUGCCAUCAUCAUACCAUCCAGAGGACUCUAGCAAACCACGUAAAAUAAUUCUCAUAUAUUACAGAGGUACUUUGUCGCUGCAUCUCCUUUCAGGCUCCUUUUCCAUCCUUCAAACUUAAGGGACUGACAUCCGAGGUCAUUCUCAUUCUGUAUCUCCAGUGGGCAUCUUAGAGCAGUUGGCUCAUUGCAUGUGGAGAGAAUGUCAAUAAAUACUUGAAUCUGCAUGGCAGUUUGCUGACUUGUAUGCAAGAGCAAGGAAUGCAGCAAGUUAUUUGUACAUACAGUAUGUUUCCUGAGGUCUUGAGGGUGCAUCCUUUGUAAUUUAUAUGUAUAUCUGUUGUAUUAAAGUAUUUGGAGAAAUACUUGUAUAGAUAGUGUGUCACAUGUCAAAGGAAAUGCUUUUGUCACUUGCCAAUGUUGUAUUUGUGGGUAUUUAUAGUUGUAUGUAUGUAUGUGCAUCAAUGUGUAGGUUGUGUAUCAGUAUAUGGUAUAUGUAUGUUGAAAUUACUUUUGUCUUUAAAAACCAGUAUAAUAUGAACAGAAAGUUUAAAACCCUCAUAGGAAUGAUUAUAUAGUGCAGCUGUUCAGAGUUCCUAUAGUGGUAUCGUUUUAUUAAACUUAAAUUCAAAUGAUAUUUUGAUUACAUUUUUUAAUAAGACUUUACAAUAGAAAUUCCAUCUUUAAGCUUUGAAUUACCAGGGCAAAAAUGACUUUGAACUAAACUUGUGAAUCUAUUGAAGUGUACAGUGUGCAAUACAAUGAGAAGUCAUUAUAAUUUGGGAACUACAGAAGAAGUUGGCCGGGAAAGCCAGCCUGUGCAGUCUUAGCAACUUUAGUAUUAAGAGCACUUAAACAUAAAGUUGAGCUGAUAACUUAGGGCUUAUUACAAAGUGUGAUGCUUUCAAGCUCACGUUCUUUAUUGUUGUAAUUAGUCCAGAAAAAUACAUAGCUUUCAGAAGAACUAAGUAAGUACCCAGUGUAUCUUUUAUGUGCUGGUGUAUACUUUAGAGUAGAUCACUCUCCUGGUGCCACACCCUUACCCUCUUUGUUAUAAAGGAAUAUUACAGAUACUGAUGUCUAUCAGGGCAUCCCAAGAUCGGGUACUGUAUUCCAGGUUCACAAUUGCACAAAUUAACAGCUAGUGCCGCUGGUAAAAAAAGACUUUGGGAACAGGUUAAACUUUAUUUAAUAUUUUUAUACUUUGGUCUCUUUUUCCUGACUCUCCCCAAAGAAGAGCCACUGGCCUUAGUUGUUUGACAUUAUUGCUUAUAUUAUAGAGUGUAAAUAGUAAUUAAAAGUUUUAUUAACCAGCAUGUUUGGUAUAUUUAAAGCAGCGACUGGGUGUGUGGUUGGGUGCAGUGUCUGUUUGAACACACUGCCUCAUGUCUUCAUGUCUAAGUCGGAGAAUUGGAAUUGUGAGGCCUGAGACCCAGCUUCAGCUCCAGGCUGUGGUCCCACAUUGCCAGUUACACCUGAGUUUUGUUUCCUUAUUUAUUCUUUAGUCUCAGACUAUUUUUACAAAUAUAUUUCCCAAUUCGUUCUUUAUGUGUGGUGGACUGGUUGUGUGGCUAAUCAGCAGAGCUUCUGCAAGAAUAUUUCCUUCUAAGAAUUAUCUAUGAUUUGCAGAAAACAGCCAUUUGAUUCAGAAAUUGAGUAGUAGAUAUAAGGUAUAUUUUAGGUCAUAGUUACUUGAAAAGUUUGGAUUUUAAUAUAAAGCCAUGGAAGUUGUAAAGCCAAGUAACCAUUUGACAUGGAUGAUAAUAUUCAUUCUAGAGAGUACAUAUGCACAUUGAAUUUUUAUGUCAUUAAGAUACUUUUUUAAGCUUUAGAAAUAAGUAAUUAGACCAAAUUGAAGUGGAGGGGUGAGCUGGCUGUAUUCCACUUGGGGUAGUCACGUAUGUGUUAAAUCUUCUAAGAGAUCCAAAACCAGUUAACUGUCACCUUAAAUGUUUAAUGAGAAAAUUGAUAUGCAUAGGGCCUCAUCUGUGUACACAUACUUACACACACACACACACACACACAGAGAGAGAGAGAGAGAGAGAGAGAGAGAGAGAGAGAGAGAGAGAGAAGGGGGGAGAGAGAGUUGAAAACUAUACAAAUGUCUGACCUUAAGACACUGAGGGCCAGAAUAUUCUGAAGAGGCGAUGCAUGGAAGCGGUAGAAACUGUAUCACAGAUGUAUUCCAAGAACCAGGGAAGAACGAUGGUGUGCUCGUUUCUGACUCUAAGAGGCAUCACAUUUUUUACAGAGAAAUGGGGGUGGGGACACUUGCCAUGUCCUUCCUGGUGGACACCAACUUGAAGUCAUUGUACUCAGUGACUCUCCAGCAACCCCCAUAGCACACUGCAGACCAUUCCUUUCAGGGGGAGUGUGAAUGGAGAAUGCAUAUUACCUUCUGAACUCCAGGUGUAGAACGCCUGCCCUGGCUGCCCAGCUGUAGGUGAAAGAGCUUGCACUGGAGUAUGCUGAAUGGGCGAGCACUUAUCCUUAGGCCAGGAUCUUUGGGAUGAAUAUAGACAGGAACCCAAUAUAAUGCACUUUUGUAGGGGGAGUUCAGCUCUCACUAGCAGUAGCAUGAAAAAAGCACCUUGACUUCAAUUCCUGAAAGCACUGGUGAAUGGGGAGAACUUUGGAGUUUCACUUGGUGUUUCCCCCACAAUCUACAUGAGUCUUUGGACACACCUACAAGUCCCAACCACAGGAUCAAUGAAGGAUCACACAGCAGGUCUGAGGCUCACUGCUCUGAGCCCUUAGCCCAGGGCAGUGGAGAGCAGGGUGAUGAUCCCUCUCUGUAGCUUCUCCUUGGCCUUCCACUUGGGCUUCUGCUCAGCAGCAGGUAUAUGCUGGGUUCCAGUUUCAUUAGGAAUCCAGCAGUCCCAGUGGCUUGACCCUGCUUAGGCAAGAUAUCAGCCCUGAGAGUGACUCACUCAUGGAGGAAGACACAUCAGGGUCACGGGAUCCUCAGUUUGAAGCUAAGACCACAUUGUGUCUCUUCUAGAAACAAAUGGACCCAUUGACUUCUGUUCAGUCAGAUGAUAUCUUUCCUUUUGCUCCCGGCUUUCCAGAAAUGGACAGUGUUUCAUUCUGUGGGAAGGGUCAAGAGAUAUAAAAUUGCUCACAACAGUGCUCUGUUCACAUGAGGGUUGUUGAGCAAAGGCCGACAUGCCUCCCUGCAUUCUCUUCUACCUCAAGUUUUUGGAAUUCACACCUGGAACAGAAAAUUACACAAGAACCCAUGUUGUCAGCUUUGAUUACUAUGGGAUGCACUUAAGGGUGGCAGUUUGUAUCUUUUAAGAUAAACAGGAGCGGGGUUCUUGCAGACUAUUAGCUGAUUUAUAUUUACCGAGGCUCCAACUGAUUGGCGAUUCAUAACAUUCCUUUACCUUCAAAGUUUUCUCCACCAGUCCUUUUGCGUCACCACAGUCCCGGCAAAUAGUGAAAGUAAUUAGUGACAAAAUAGCCUCCCCCCUUUCAGUGGCCAAACUGUCAGCUUUAGCAGACGUGGGAAAGCUAGUGGUAUCACAUUAUAUACAGAAAACCUGUUCCUUAUCACCCACCAGACUCAAGAAAUGCCAUCUCCAAAUUGUGGCGUUCAAGGUGGUAGUCAUUUGAAUGGAACAGUAAUCUAUGUGGAUAUUGUUAAAGUGUUUAAAGAAUAUUUUGAAAAUUAAGUUUACAUUUUACAAUUGCUUUAUUUUUAUUGAAAUAAUUGUAUAUAAAUAUUACCCUAUUUCACUGUCAUUAAAGUAAACCUAGACCUUGUAGACAAGUGGGUCAGCUGAUAUAUACAUAGAAGCUGUGAUAUAUAUAUAUAUAAUACAUUUCUCUAUUGUAUAAAUGGUCAUGAAUAGAACUGUCCCUGUGUUUUUAUAAGUUGAAGGGUAUUUUGUUGUUUUUAUGACAACAAAAUUUAUUGCAUUUGAAAUGGUUUUUAUGUAACAGAAAUCAUGCAAACAGUGAAGGAUUCUAUUAUGGUAUAUGUAAAUGUGCAAACUUUAGAAAGAAAUAAACACAACAAAGUUCGGUCA